This is a messenger RNA of Paramisgurnus dabryanus, 2148 nucleotides long. RefSeq lists its product as uncharacterized. Gene Ontology annotation, molecular function: ATP binding; protein serine/threonine kinase activity; RNA endonuclease activity. Gene Ontology annotation, cellular component: IRE1-TRAF2-ASK1 complex. Lineage: Eukaryota; Metazoa; Chordata; Actinopteri; Cypriniformes; Cobitidae. Gene Ontology annotation, biological process: protein phosphorylation; IRE1-mediated unfolded protein response; intrinsic apoptotic signaling pathway in response to endoplasmic reticulum stress. The record is from RefSeq and is a predicted model, not a curated record.
AUGGAAGAACAAUAUUUUUUACACAACCACCAUGCAGCUCUUGUCAGUCGAGUUACUUCUGUGUUGCCCAUCGCUGAUAAGCUGUUUCAAAGAAAUAUGCUUUCCCAGGAGGUGUACUCAGAGAUCAAAGCCAAAUGUACAAAUCAAGACAAAAUGAGACUGCUCUUGUCUGUUGUGAUAUCUGGAGGACCUGAAGUAAAUUCAUACUUUUUCAAUGUGCUGGAUUAUUAUGAGCCUUUCCUCGUAAAAGACCUCGAAGAAUCUUACUCAGAAUCCUUCCCAGAAUCAGAACACUUAAGAGUUAUCUGCCUAUGCCAACUUGAGGGUCUCAGGUGGAACCAAUCCUCUGAAGUGCACAGAAGUAAAUUAGAGGAGUUCUGUCUAGAACAAAACCACACAAAAAAAGGCAAUAUCUACUUUUGUAGAGAUGCGAAAUACAUCAUUGGCUCAGGAAGUGGUGGAAUACAUGUCUAUCUUGGCCCAAAAAAAGACGGUACUGAAGUAGCCAUCAAACGAAUACUUAAGAAUCCAACGAACGACAAAGACUUUGUAAAUGAACUGAAACAUUUACAAGAUUUAAAGCUUGAGAGCAAGAACAUAGUCAGAUAUGUAGACUUUGAACAGGAUGAGGAUUUUUAUUAUCUUGCGCUACAGCUUUGUGAAUAUGAUUUAGAGGGCUACAUGAAGACUCUCCGUAAUGAAGAAGCUGAAAACAAAGUCACUGCUUUGAAGAAAGUAGUGAAGGAGGUGCUUCUCGGCCUUCAGGUUCUUCACCGUGCUAAAGUGAUACAUCGUGAUAUAAAACCUAAAAAUGUUUUGAUAGAUUCAGAAAAAAACGCAAGAAUGGCUGACUUUGGCUUAAGCCGCAGACUGGAGGAUGGCAGCACCGUGUACACUGUGAGAGCUGGUACCAGAUGCUGGGAGGCAGUGGAGACCCUUGAUCAAACUGAAAGAACUGGAUACAAAACAAGCUCAGAUGUCCAGGUGGCUGGAAUGCUAGUGUACUACCUACUCUCUGUUGGGAAACAUCCUUUUGAAGGAAAUAACCUUUGGGAGCAAGAGGCUAAAAUUAGAGAAGGGAAUUACUCUCUUGAUGAAGUUGAUGAUGUUGUGGCAAAAGAUCUCAUUGAGAGAAUGAUCAGCAAAGUCCCGGAAGAGAGACCGACUGUUGAUGAAGCCCUAAAUCACCCUUAUUUCUGGGAUGAUGUCAGGAAGGAUGCAGUUCUUAGGAAACUGGGUGAUAUAAGAGAAGUUCAAUACUAUUUGGACUUGGAGACACUUCACAUCCUCUACCACGAAGUGAAGAACAGUGAUGGAGAAGAGCCAACAGUAGAUCAGAUCAUUGACAGGUUGAUAACAUCCAAGCCUAAAAGCACACCUAAGAGGAAGCUACUUGAUUUAAGGAAAACCUUAACUGAAAUAGUUGGUGAUAAUUUUGCAAAAGUUGUGAACUUGUGCGACACUGUAAAGAAGUACAAUGAAAGCUUUUCUACCUGGAAAACAAAGCUUCCAGGAAAUGAAGAAAUACCUUUUCCGGAUGACUUACUGGGCCUGCUACGUUUUAUGCGCAACAAACUUGUGCAUGAAAAGGAUAAAUUCGAUGAGAUCAACAGGCUUAAUCAUUUUCCAGAUUUCUUCAUAAGUUUACAAAGGCUGGCGAAAGACCUCAACUGGGAUUACUGAAGAGGAAACAUAGUGUACAUAAUGUCUUUGAUGAAUGCAGAUUUUACCAGUUCUGUUUUCUAUCUUUGCUUUGACGGGUUUUCUUUAAACCUAAAUUUGAAGAAAUCAAGAUUUUUCUGACAGUUUCUGUGAUUGCCCAUCUUUUAAGAUUCCUGUUUUUGUCCUAUUUUCCUUUAAGCUUUCAGUUUCUAAAUGAUCUCAGAACAAGUACUGUAUAUAUUUAGUAGUCUGUCUUGAUGUGUUGUCCUCUCAUAAAAGAACAAAGCAGGUACACGCCUUCGGAUAAAACGGUAUGUAUUUUUGACAAGCAUUUAUUUCUUCAAGUAGUUUAAAUAGAUGCCGUUGUUAUCAAUUUAGUCAAUUCACUGUAAAUAAUGUGUACUGUAUCUAUUGUUUUAUUUUCUGUAAUGAUGUAUCAAUGCAAAACUGAUGGUUAAGCUAUAAAAAUUAAAGCACUCUAAUUAC